GCAGCAGCAGUCAGCAGUCGCAGCAGCAGCAGCCGCUGCAGGAUUAAGCGGUCGCUUCAACCAGGAGCAGCAGGAGUAGAGAAUUUUCGCGUCAGGAUGCGGAGUCGCACGGAGCUGGUGACCACCACUUUCGAAGAGAGCGACGAGGAGGACUUCAGUCCGGACGAUUCCGACUCCGAGGAGGACUGGCGGCCCACCAAGAAGCGCCCCUCCAAGCCAUCUGCCACCGAUGGUGGCAGGAAGCGCAAGUCGGCGGCAGCCACGGCCUCCAAGGCCAAGCGCCGGAUGGCCAAAGUGAGCGACGAGGAGUCCGACGAGGAGGAUGACCUAGAAACAGAUCCCAGUGACGACGACUUUGACUACCCGUCGGCCAGCACCUCGAAGCGACCCCAGAGUCUGCCGCCCAAGAAGCAGUUCGUCAAGUUGAAUCAACUGGAUUUGCUGGUAAAGAAGUCGGAUCUGAUGGCUCGCGACUGGCUGAAGAACAAUCGCUUGUGUCUGUGGCGCAAGGAUGAGCAGACGAAUCUACUGCAGAAGUAUCUGCGGGUCAAGUCGGCCGCCGAGGAGGAGGAGCUGCUCUUCACCUCCAGCUCUGUAUACUCCAGUUGGGAUGAUCAGCAGACGAGCGACUUCAUAGAGGUCAAGGUCAACUGCUUGGAUCCCAACAAUCGACGUAUCAAGCUACACGAUCUGGAGGCGCUUAAGAAAAUCUCCGUGGAGCUACAAUCAGAGCGAAAUAAGAAAUCGACAUCGGACAAGGAAGACGCAUCGGAGGCGGAGGAGGAGAAGCCAAAUGAAGCUGAUUCUUAAAAGAAACUACUUACUAUACACAGAACUAACAUUUUCAUUAGUAUUUACAACUAGUUGGCCAAGU
Molecule: messenger RNA, 874 nt
Organism: Drosophila teissieri
Lineage: Eukaryota; Metazoa; Arthropoda; Insecta; Diptera; Drosophilidae
Exons: 2
Coding region: 97-810 (237 amino acids)
Source: RefSeq, a predicted model, not a curated record